AUGCCAUCGGCUCGACUAACCCUCCGCGAAGAGGACGUCGUCCGAUUGGCUCUCGAAUUCCUCUACAAUCGCCAGUUACACAUCUCCCAAUUGAGCCUCGAAAGAGAAACGGGCGUUAUCAACGGUAACUACUCGGACGACGUUCUAUUCUUACGACAACUCAUCCUCGACGGACAAUGGGACGACGUGCUGGAGUUCAUACAACCCUUGGAGGCGUUGAAGUCCUUCAACAUGAAAAAGUUCAACUACACCAUUUUAAAGCACAAGUAUAUCGAGUUGUUGUGUAUCAAGUCGGAGGCGAAUAUUCAAGGUAACAGCAUGGAUAACGCCGUAGAAGAAGUAGUUAGCAUACUAAACGAAUUAGAAAAAUACUCUGCAUCGAAAGAAGAAUACUCGACGAUGUGUCUACUACUCACACUUCCCCGAUUAUCGGAUCAUUUACAGUACAAAGACUGGAACCCAAGUAACGCUAGAGUGCAAUGUUUCCGAGAGGUCUAUCCAUUGGUGGCCGAAUAUUUACUGGGCGAUAAGAAACCCACUGACGGAAAUGCUAAUUCUAGCGCCCAAAACGACAGACUGAUUCAACUCAUUAUUAAAGGUAUACUCUACGAAUCUUGUGUUAAUUACUGCCAAGCCAAAGCGACGGGUAGCACCGACUCACAAUCACAAGACAUGAAUUUCAGUAAAUUAUUAGACGGAAGUGUAGGUUUUAGUGAUUCAGAUUUAAGUUUACUUUCGUGGUUGCAAAGCGUCCCCUCAGAAACAUUUUCUGUCCCAUUCGAACAACGUACCCUUAACGUCGACGUCGAGCGGUUGGAAAGACCUAGUUUGGAGACUUCCUGGACGGAACAUAUGCUGAUAACGCCCAUCAAGCCAAAAACUUUUCCUCAUUCUGCGAUGCCCUUCACGAGACCUCGGUCGGCGGCCGAUAUUAUGUCGCGGUCGUUGAUGCUGCCAAUGGGAGAUGGGCUACAGUUCGCACAAAACAAUAAUAUGUCCACGUCUGCCAGGAUGAUGGUCUUAAGCACUGGUGAUAUUGGCUUGAAUAGGCCUAUGUCGAGGAGUAGUUUUGCUAGCUUUCAUUUGACUGGUUUAAAGAAUAGUAGAAACAUGAACGCCUCCGUUGACCGAUUGUUUGAGAACGAGGGCGACGUUUUUCUGAGCAACAGUUACGGAGACUUCCAACAGCACAUGCCAUCGAUACAAGAACAAACCAGCACGCCAAAACCGAGUGCCAACAAUACUCUACCAAGCUGCCCGAAAAAUCCUAUCGUUGAUAGAAAAUCGAAUACCUCAACGCCGGAACCCAAAGACAGAGAUAGCCCUGCUCCUACUGGACCUGAAAUGACACCUCGACCAGACUACUAUGACAGUAGAACAGCAGCACAACCCGUGAUAUUCAGUUCCUGUGCCGCUGCAAAUACGGAAGCAGGUGCAAUUCAACCAAUUGAUCACAAUUAUUCUGGAGAAUUAGUUAGGGAAUUUCAUAGAACAAAGCAGAAACUACAAGAGGAGCUCAUACAGCGGGAAAAGGAACGGGAAGAACUAAUUAAGCAAAUAAACAGUGAUAAUCAGAAAUUUAGUGGAGGAGAUAGCAAACAAGGUGCUAGCGGUGCGAAUAUCAACAAUCAAGGUAUACACCACCUCGACGCCAGUGUCAACCAUCCAAAUUUAUCUAAUGGUAACUUAGUGACUAGAGGGAAACCACCAACGACGAAGCCUUUGAACGGAACGAACCUAUCCAGUUAUAGGGGUUCGUUAGAAGAUACUACCUUACGACAUGUAAUAGAAGAUCAGCCUGUACCUCAUACUCCUCCUCACGGUUCCCCAAGACAAGACCAAGACAACGGCAUUGAAAGCCAGAGGCCUAAAUUCGUUGCCGUGACCACAUUGGAAGACGUCCAAGCUGUAAGAUGUGCCGAAUUCCAUCCGGGAGGACAACUGUACGCCGUGGGUUCCAAUUCGAAAACCCUAAGAAUAUGUGCACAUCCGAAACUUUUAGACGUCAGGGAAGACCACGAAACCUACCAGCCAACAGUGCUCUUCAAACGAACCAAACACCACAAAGGUUCCAUCUACUGUCUAGCAUGGUCUCCAAUCGGCGACCUGAUGGCUACCGGAUCCAACGACAAGACAGUCAAACUGAUGCGAUUCAACGCCGAUACCAACAAUUUGGAAGGUGACGAAAUCGAGCUAACCAUGCACGAUGGCACCAUAAGAGAUCUGUGUUUCUUAGAGGAUCAAUCCAAUAAAUCGAGUCUAUUAAUCAGCGGUGGUGCUGGAGAUUGUAAGAUUUAUGUUACUGAUUGUGCUACUGGAACCCCAUUCCAGGCUCUUAGCGGACACACUGGUCACAUUUUAUCCCUAUACACAUGGGGAGGUGCUAUGUUUGUAAGUGGUUCUCAUGACAAGACAGUCCGUUUUUGGGAUCUCAGAACAAGAGGUUGUGUCAACGUUGUGACCCCAAUUACGGUACCGGGUAGUAGACAAGGUGCACCGGUUUCUACUCUUUGUGUGGAUCCUUCUGGUCGACUUCUCGUUUCAGGACAUGAAGACAGCUCCUGCGUAUUAUACGAUAUCAGAGGCGGAAGAAAUGUGCAGUGUUUCAAGCCUCAUUCCUCCGACGUCAGAUCAAUUAGAUUUUCUCCAUCGGCUUAUUACCUGCUGUCUGCUGGGUACGACAACAAAUUGGUGCUGACAGAUUUACAAGGAGACCUCACUUUACCUUUACCUAGCGUCGUAGUGGCUCAACAUCAAGACAAAGUAAUCUCAGGCCGCUGGCAUCCUGCAGAGUUCUCGUUCUUAUCCACAUCUGCCGAUAAGACGGCGACCUUAUGGGCUUUACCUCCAGUUUAA
This is a messenger RNA of Diabrotica balteata, 2856 nucleotides long. Lineage: Eukaryota; Metazoa; Arthropoda; Insecta; Coleoptera; Chrysomelidae. The record is from the annotation of a GenBank genome assembly.